Messenger RNA from Salvia splendens (bonfire salvia), 3854 nucleotides. Its product is annotated as extensin-2-like. Gene Ontology annotation, molecular function: structural constituent of cell wall. The transcript is spliced from 2 exons. The coding region runs from base 49 to 3543 and encodes 1164 amino acids. The record is from RefSeq and is a predicted model, not a curated record. NCBI's taxonomy places the organism in Eukaryota, Viridiplantae, Streptophyta, Magnoliopsida, Lamiales, Lamiaceae. Gene Ontology annotation, biological process: plant-type cell wall organization.
GUCUCUCUCAUUUCAAUCAUCCCUUCACCAAACAAGAGUUAUAACACCAUGGCAUCUCACGGCCGCGGCGGCCGCGGCCUCGUUGCGACGCUGCCACAGCUCCUUGUGACGGCAUUGGCCAUUCUAGCUACUUCGAGUAUAGUUUCUGCUGACCCUUACAUAUAUUCUUCUCCACCUCCACCAUACGAGUACAAGUCUCCACCACCUCCUUCUCCGUCCCCGCCACCACCAUAUGUUUACAAGUCUCCACCACCGCCAUCUCCUUCCCCGCCGCCACCAUAUGUGUAUAAAUCUCCGCCACCACCAUCCCCAUCUCCACCACCACCGUACGUGUACAAAUCACCUCCACCACCUUCUCCUUCCCCUCCUCCACCAUACGUGUACAAGUCACCACCACCACCUUCUCCAUCUCCACCACCGCCAUAUUACUACAAGUCUCCUCCACCACCUGAUCCCUCACCGCCACCACCAUACUACUAUAAGUCUCCUCCACCACCUUCUCCCUCACCACCACCACCAUAUUACUACAAGUCUCCACCACCUCCAUCGACAUCUCCUCCACACCAUCCCUACUAUUACAAGUCACCGCCUCCUCCAUCACCGUCACCUCCACCACCAUACUACUACAAGUCUCCUCCACCACCUUCUCCCUCACCACCACCACCAUAUUACUACAAGUCUCCACCACCUCCAUCGACAUCUCCUCCACACCAUCCCUACUAUUACAAGUCACCGCCUCCUCCAUCACCGUCACCUCCACCACCAUACUACUAUAAGUCACCACCUCCUCCGUCGCCAUCUCCUCCACACCAUCCAUACUAUUAUAAGUCACCACCUCCUCCAUCGCCACCUCCUCCACACCAUCCCUACUAUUACAAGUCACCGCCUCCUCCAUCACCAUCUCCUCCACACCAUCCAUACUAUUAUAAGUCACCACCUCCUCCAUCGCCGCCUCCUCCACACCAUCCCUACUAUUACAAGUCACCGCCUCCUCCAUCACCAUCACCUCCACCACCAUACUACUAUAAGUCACCACCUCCUCCAUCUCCAUCACCUCCACCACCAUACUACUACAAGUCACCGCCUCCUCCUUCUCCCUCUCCUCCACACCAUCCAUACUACUAUAAGUCACCACCUCCUCCAUCGCCGUCUCCUCCACACCAUCCUUACUACUACAAGUCUCCUCCACCUCCCUCGCCAUCACCACUUCCGCCAUACUACUACAAAUCUCCUCCUCCUCCCUCACCAUCACCACCACCUCCUUACUACUACAAAUCACCGCCACCACCAGUGAAGUCACCGCCUCCACCAUACUACUACACUUCUCCUCCACCACCGGCGCCAGUCCCUCACCACCCACCGCACCACCACUCAUUUGUAGUCAAGGUGACCGGAAAAGUGUAUUGCUACCGGUGCUACGAUUUCGAACACCCAGAGAAAUCUCAUGCCAAGAAACAUCUCAAAGGUGCUGUAGUGGAAGUAACAUGCAAAGCAGGUGAAAAAGAAGUAGUUGCAUAUGGCAAAACAAAAAUCAAUGGAAAAUACAGCAUUCCAAUUGAAGGAUUUGAAUAUGCUAAAUAUGGAGCAAAGGCUUGCAAAGCAAAACUUCAUGCACCACCUAUGGAUUCUAAGUGUAGCAUUCCAACUGAUCUUCAUUGGGGAAUCAAGGGUGCUAAACUUAAAGUGAAGUCCAAGAAUCACUAUGAAGUUGUCUUGUAUGCUAAGCCAUUCGCUUAUGGUUCCAAGGCCCCUUACGAGAAAUGCCACAAACCUAAGCCUAGCCCCGUCCCAGCACCGUACUACUACAAGUCUCCACCACCACCAUCGACACCGGCUUACGUAUACAAAUCCCCUCCGCCACCUCCUUAUGUGUACAAGUCUCCUCCACCUCCAUCGUCACCGGCUUACGUAUAUAAAUCCCCUCCACCACCUCCUUACGUGUACAAGUCCCCUCCACCACCAUCACCUGUUUACGUGUACAAGUCCCCUCCACCACCGCCUUACAUCUACAAGUCUCCUCCACCCCCAUCGCCAGUUUAUGUAUACAAGUCUCCUCCGCCACCUCCUUACAUGUACAAGUCUCCACCCCCUCCAACACCAGUUUAUCUUUACAAGUCCCCUCCACCCCCUCCAUAUGUAUACAAGUCGCCACCCCCUCCAACACCAGUGUACCUUUAUAAGUCCCCUCCACCCCCAUCGCCGGUUUACGUAUACAAGUCUCCCCCACCACCACCUUACGUAUACAAGUCUCCACCUCCUCCAACACCAGUUUACCUCUACAAGUCUCCUCCACCCCCUCCAUACAUUUAUAAAUCACCACCACCUCCAUCGCCAUCUCCUCCACACCAUCCCUACUACUACAAGUCACCGCCACCUCCAUCGCCAUCUCCUCCACACCAUCCCUACUACUACAAGUCACCGCCUCCUCCAUCUCCAUCACCACCACCACCCUACUACUACAAGUCACCGCCUCCUCCGUCGCCAUCUCCUCCACACCAUCCCUACUACUACAAGUCACCACCUCCUCCAUCUCCAUCACCACCGCCACCAUACUACUACAAGUCACCACCUCCCCCGUCGCCAUCUCCUCCACACCAUCCGUACUACUACAAGUCACCACCUCCUCCAUCUCCAUCACCACCACCACCAUACUACUACAAAUCACCACCACCACCGUCUCCAUCGCCACCACCUCCCUACUAUUACAAGUCUCCACCGCCUCCAUCGCCAUCUCCUCCACACCAUCCCUACUACUACAAGUCACCACCUCCUCCAUCUCCAUCACCACCGCCACCAUACUAUUACAAGUCACCACCUCCUCCGUCGCCAUCUCCUCCACACCAUCCCUACUACUACAAGUCACCACCUCCUCCAUCUCCAUCACCACCACCACCAUACUACUACAAAUCACCUCCGCCACCGUCACCUUCACCACCACCUCCUUACUAUUACAAGUCUCCUCCACCACCAUCGCCAUCUCCUCCACACCAUCCCUACUACUACAAGUCACCUCCUCCUCCCUCACCAUCUCCCCCACCACCAUCGCCAUCUCCUCCACCACCAUACUACUACAAAUCUCCACCUCCUCCGUCUCCAUCACCACCUCCACCUUAUUACUACAAGUCUCCUCCACCACCAUCGCCAUCUCCUCCACACCAUCCCUACCACUACAAGUCUCCACCACCACCAUCGCCUUCUCCACCACCUCCAUACGUCUACAAAUCACCACCACCACCAUCACCAUCUCCUCCACCUCCAUACGUCUACAACUCACCCCCACCACCAUCGCCAUCUCCUCCACACCAUCCCUAUCACUACAAAUCACCUCCACCACCAUCACCUUCUCCUCCACCCCCAUACUACUACCAGUCUCCCCCACCACCUUCCCCCUCACCCCCACCACCAUACGUUUACAAAUCCCCACCUCCCCCCUCACCAUCACCGCCUCCUCCAUACCACUACUCAUCACCUCCCCCACCCGUAAAAUCCCCUCCUCCACCUGUAUACAUUUACGCAUCUCCACCUCCUCCAACUCAUUAUUAAGCUAUGAGAACUUUGCAGUAUUCAAUCCAAAAGAUCAGAAAAUAAUUACUUCACAGUUUCCAGUUUCAAGAGCUAGUGGGUUAUUCAAUAAGGUCCGAUACAUGUUAGAAAUCUUCAUCAAAUUCGUGUUGGACCAGUUUGCGUCUGUGUCUUUGGCUUUUCUGUUGCACAUUGUCUUAGUGAUGCAAUCUCAAAUCAAGUGAGGAUUUAGAUAAAAGUUGCUUUUAGGUUUGAGGUUGUUUCCUAUUUAAAAUUUAUGUUUGUAUAGGAUGGCCUUGUUUGAUUGAAUUUAUAUUCAUUUCACAUUGCAA